Molecule: messenger RNA, 7881 nt
Organism: Oxyura jamaicensis (ruddy duck)
Lineage: Eukaryota; Metazoa; Chordata; Aves; Anseriformes; Anatidae
Gene: CCDC85A
Product: coiled-coil domain containing 85A
Exons: 6
Coding region: 16-1293 (425 amino acids)
Source: RefSeq, a predicted model, not a curated record
AAAGUGUGAAGGAGCAUGGUGAAACUGGGGAACUUACAAAGGCACCUGAAAACCCUUGAUAAAUACUGGAAAAUCCAACAACAACAAAAGCAACAACAACAAAAACAACAGAGGGACCUUUUCCCUUCUCAAAAAGACAGACUUGUGUUACAUCGGAGCUGCUGUGGCGCAAUCAGAAGGCUCCAGCUGAAAAAGGGCCGAGAAGCACCUCCGGAGCCGUCAGCCCGUGGCAGGCUCUGCGCUGCUUUGAGCACGAGUGGUACCAGAAGUGGGGCUUUUGAGGAUAUCAAUCAGAAGCUGCAGGAAGAUAACCAAGAACUGAGGGACCUUUGCUGCUUUCUGGAUGAUGACAGGCAGAAAGGCAAGAAGGUGUCCCGUGAGUGGCAGAGACUGGGCAGAUACAGCGCGAGCAUCAUGCACAAAGAGGUUGCCUUAUACUUACAGAAGCUGAAGGAACUGGAGGUGAGACAAGAAGAAGUGGUUAAGGAGAACCUGGAGCUGAAAGAACUGUGCGUGUUGCUGGAUGAGGAGAAGAGUGGUGGAGCUGGCAGCCGGAGCUCUAUUGACAGCCAAAUCAGCCUGUGCCAAUUAACUGCUACGAGUGCUUACAUAAGAGAUGUCGGUGAUGGGAGUAGCACUUCCAGCACGGGAAGCACAGAUAGUCCAGAUCAUCAUAAACAUCAUCCAAGUACUAGUCCAGAACAUCUCCAAAAAACACGGGGUGAAGGAAGCCCAGAGCAUCAGAAGCACAGGAGUAUCAGCCCCGAGCACCUCCAGAAGCCGAGGGGUUCUGGCAGUCCUGAUCUUCACCUGAAAGGACCAAGUCCAGAGCAUCACAAAGCCAUUGUCAAAGCACCUGAACAACAAAAGCACAGCAGUAGCAGUCCAGAAACUCUCCCAAAGCACGUUUUGAGUAGUAGCCCUGAACACUUUCAAAAGCAGAGGCCUGGUAGCAGCCCUGAGCAUCAAAAGCACAGCAGUAGCAGCCCAGAUCAUCUUCAAAAGCACACGCUGAGUGGAAGUACAGAACAUCUCCACAAGGUGCGGGGUACGAGCCCUGAGCAUCUCAAGCAACACUAUGGAGGGAGCCCGGAGCAUCUCAAACAUCUCAGUGGAGGCAGCAGAGAAGGUACCCUCAGGAGACAAGUAACAGAUGACCUUUCCCCUCACCACAGAAGUAUAUACAACGGAAUGAAUGAAUCAACCUUGUCCUAUGUUAGGCAGCUGGAGGCAAGAGUAAGACAGCUGGAGGAGGAAAAUCGCAUGCUGCCCCAGGUGUUGAUACCUUGCUAAGAAAAAUUCACUAAAGCCAGUACUUAUAGUUGAAAAUUAAUUUAAGGGUUGAAAAUUACAGUGAUCUGGGCCCUUCCAUUCUGGUUUUAUUGCAAGAUCUUCGUGUUAUUUAAAAUAUCCAGUGUUUUUUAGAGUUAACCAAAAUAUUUGGCUGUAAAAAAGAAAUGGUUUAAUAAUAAUUGAGUUAUAUUAGCAAUAUUUUGGAGAAUAUAUUAGAUACAUAAACACAAGAAUGAAAUUAAAUCAGAUAAAUAAUCAAAUCUGAAGUUAAAGGUUUUCCUGGUAUGUUUUUAAAAAUAAAAAAUGUAGAAGUUCUGUACAAGUUUAUCAAAGACACUUAAAAUUUUAUAUAUAUCUUUAUGCAUAUAUAACAGUGCGUAUUUCUAUCAUAUUUCCUUAAGUAAUCCCUAGGAAAAUCCAUAAAGUCUCCAAAUGAAGUUGCCCAUUGGAAGAAAAAAGUUGCAUGUUGCAUGUUGUUUAAAUCAAACACUAAUUUAAAUGAACAUACUGGUCUGAAGAACGCAAGUGCUUUUUAUUGAACUUAAAGUCCUGUCAUUUGAAUGUAAAAUUCAAGACAAAAGUGAAAUGCAGCAAGAAGUAAAAUCCACUGAUUCAGAUUUCUCGACGUGUGUCAGCCCAAAUGCCAGUCCAUUAGGUAGAUUUCAGCCAGGUUAACCAGUUCCUCCCCUUGGGCAGAUUCUAAGUCAAGUUUUCUUCUUGCCUGUAGCAUGACAAUUGGAAGGGCCUCUCUAGCUCCUGUUUUCCUCUUGACUUGCUAUGCAACCGCAAGCCAUUUAUGUAACUUCUCUGUGCCCUCGUUUGUUGAUCUGGAGAAGAAAGAAUAGCUAAGUGUCUACUGUUAACACCUCUACAGUCUUCAGUUGAAAGACAAAGGCUAAUCCUCAGUGAUAAAGAAUAUUAUUUACUUGUCAAGAAAGGCGUUCAGGGCAAAUGUCAACAAACCUGCAUGAAAAAUACCAUUGAGCCUUGGUUUAGGUCUGGGACAGCAGUGGGGGAUAAAGUGUGCAGAACAUUUCUCUGUGGGCAAAAUUUUUUACAAGUGACCUCACGUUUUAUUUGCCUAGGGCUCAGGGGGAGCCCCAUGAAAUGUGUUACCUGAUCUUGCCAGAGACUGGGACACGCACGCUGUGGGUGUUGAGUUCAUUGAAAACUUUAGAUGGGGUGCCAAAACCAGAAAACAGUGCUUGUGAAAACUUGUGAAAAUAGUGAAAUAGCCUGUGAAAACUGAAACACAAAAUGAUUGUUGUGGGGCUUCGCAGGGGUAGAACUGGGUGGCCAAGACUUGCAGACUGCUUUUUGGUUUAGAUACAAAGGUUGGAGUUCAUCUUGUUUGGUUUUCUUGGCACCAGGAUCUGAGGUAGAGUGCUUAAGUUUCCUGACGUCUCCAGACACUUGUUUUGAGGAAUAACGAGAGACAUUGGCUCACAUUGCCUAGCAUACCUUACUCCCUGUUCCUCCUGAAGAAAGUCAUUGCUUUGGGGAGAGGAAGGAACUCAGACAUCAGGCUUAUUCUGACUUGGCACUCCAUUACGCCAGCACGACCUUUGCGUGAGUUCCUUCUGGGGCUUUGUCGUCCCUGUGACCACCACCCUGACCAGCUAUCAGCUUUUCGGGUGCUGCCACAGAGGCAGGGACACGGGGUGGAAACGCAAAAGCUCCUGGCGCUGGUUCUGCUCCCCUGAAUGGGAGAAAUGGGAGCUUGUUAGGCUUCAAGCCAAACCCAAGUGCUUCGACAAAUCAGCUGAAAAUAGGCAGCCAGUUGCACAACUGGUGAAGGUUUUUGGCACAGCUCUUACUCAGUUACAGCGUGGUGCCUCUAAAUGUCACCGGGUAAGAGUGCCAUCGGCUGUCGGCAUUGUCGGCGGGGCUGCCAGGGGUAGCUCCUAACCUGUGCUACGCUUUUCUUCUCUCCUCUCUACUUUGUGUCAUUUCUUUCCCCCCGUUUCUGCUCAUGUCACCCAUGAAAAUGCACCGGCACACUUACCUCAGGUAAACCUCUCCUUUCAUCUGCGCUUCGCCGUGGUUCUUUCCUACUUUAUUUUGCUUUGCUUCUGUCGAUCCAUACAUAUAAGUUCUCUUUUCAAAACCCCACAGACCUCUGGUGUAAAGGUUUUAUUAAUAUUUAGUGGCAAGAAUGUUUCCAGAGGAAAUGGUUUUAAGUGGUGCCAUCACUGUUUGAAUGGGAACUCAGCUGGCUCUGGCCUACUGAAGGACUUCCUCGUCAGGGGAAGUGUAGCACCAUCACUCAGCCAUAUUUUAGUUUGAUCAGGUAAUAGGAAGGGUAUAAAAUGCACAUACGCACUUAAGCCUGUCAGUUUGUCUUCCUGUGCUGCAGAGUUGUUCUGGUGAUGGUUUAUAGCAUAGAAACAUGGGUUAGCAGUUGUGAGAAGCUACAGGUGGAUGUAGGUAUGUUCUGUUGGUGAGGGCAGCCAUUAGCUCUUCUUCUCUUCUCUUCCUUUCUUUUCCUCCCCCCAGACAGCAUAUAACAAGAUGUGAUCCAGACCCUUUCAGUUUCUGGCCACAAAUUGUUUUUUUUUGUGUGCAGGAAAAUAGAUCAUUUCCAAGAUUUAUGGUAUGCAGCUGGGUCUUCUGGUGAGAACGCCAAGCUGGGAGACAAGGGGCACGGUAUGCAGCUCGUGCUGGUGCUUCUCAAGCACUGGUGCACGACAGCAGUGUGUAGAGGCAGAAGGAUUUGAGCGACGUUUCUGUUCUGCUGGAUGAACGUCAGGCCAGAGUAGUGCCCUCUGGCAGUAGGGCAGGAACGGCUCCUUGCAGCCCAGGGCUCUGCAGCUGCCUCGAAAUGGACACGAAGCCCCAGCGGUGCUGUUUUGCUGCUGACAUCCAAAAAGCUGCACGAUAGUAUGGCCAGUGCAGCAGCCAGAACAGAACGCAGUGCACGUUGUAAUGAAGAUACCCAGCGAUAAUUAAGAAAAUGCGUAAGGACCAAACAAUGGAUUCAGAUCCCAGUUACAGCUCCCUGGGCUGUGCUAGAGCUCAGUUACGUGGGCGAAUAAUUCCAGAUAACUGAAAACAGGAGAGUCCUUCCACACCGCACGUGGUGCGGAGCUGCUAUCCGUGCCUUACGCUGGUGGAAGUGAGAUCAGGAUCUGGCAUCCACAUGUCAAUUAACUGAAGAUAGUCCUGAGUUUUCUGAGGGGUAGUAUUUCAGGGCUGAUAAGCUCAGCUGAAACGUUUCGGAAAUGUGGACAUCUGUCAUAUAAUGACAGUGAAUGCAUUUGCAGAAGGUAUUCUUGGCAAGCCACCCAGCUUAAAUUGCUUCAGUUUUUAUUUGCUUCAUGGGAAGAGGAAGCAAGAGGUAGAGAUGGAAAGUUGAGAUGUUUUCCCUCUGCAAACUCCUCGUCCUUGUAAUUUAGCAGUACCUUUUAAUGAAGGGGAGAGGAAGUACUGCCAGGACAUGGCCUCUUGAGCAAAGAAACCGUGUGGGUCAGUGGGGCUGGAGGCUGCCCACAGGAUGCUGAGUGCACAGGGGGACAUCUGCGGCCAUGGGGCAGGUGUGGUGCAGGCUGGAGCUGAGCUGCUCUGCUCCCUUUCAUGGGCGCAUUUCUGCCUCUGCUUCCUCUUUCUUCCUGAUAUGAGUCUUGGUUCUUUUCCAUCUCCUUCUGUUGCAUCUCCUUUUCCAGUGUUGCUUCAGGCACUUUUUCUUUUUUCUUGUUUUCCUUCCUCUGUCCUUGCUAGCCUUUUCCAGUCCUUGUGUAUUCAAGUGUGAAACAGCAGGCAUGACCCGUAGGCACACACUGGUUUAUUUUUAAGCACGUCCAAUGCUUUCCAUUUCCCUUUUUCUUCCCCCUUCUGUUAGAGUAUUACAUUUUAUUUCAACAUACAUUUCCAAAUCUUUCAAAAACCUUUUUGCUGAGGUCUGUAUUUUUGAUUUUCCCUCUGCAUGGCCUGGUUUUAGCUACAAAUCUAAUGAGAAGUUGGGAAGCGCUUGGUUAGUAGUUUUGUGUGUGGGUAAGAUCGGUGUCACGCACAGUCCGAUGCUGGUUAUCUCCUCGCUUUCAUAGCGUGUAGAAGAGUAGAGAAUCCUUCAACCAAAGUGUAACUAAAACCCACCGAACUAGUCAUGUCAUCAAAUAUUUGCUGAAAGUGAAUCAUCGGCAUCCCUCCACCCUGUGCUUUUGUGUCAUGUCGUCCUCGGUUUAAGUUAAUGGGUCCCGUUCGGCCUGCUUUCGGCCCCUUGGCAGUCGGAGCAUGCUUGGAGUAUGCCAUGAGGACAUGUGGAUCCUGGUGGCAAUACGCACAAGUGGAGGCUCCUGCAGUGGUCUGAGAACAGGACUUACCAUGAAUAACCAAAGCAUUUUAAAGCUGGGUACUGUAAUUGACAGGAUUGUUCCCUAGAAAAAUUGUUGCUGAUUUGUUUGUCGCGUUAGUCCUUCAGCAGAGCACCAUGCUGCAGCUUAUCGCUUCUGUUUGCCCUUUCUGCUGCCUGUUUGAAACAAGCUAAUAAAUACAGCUUGGUUUGUUUGUUGUUGUUGUUGUUGUUGUUGUUGUUUUCUUUCUUUUUUGCAAGCUAACAGGGAAAUUGAAGGCUGGGGAAAUUGGAAAAAAGCUUUGAAAAUCAGGUAGUGAUUGAAGCGGCCUGGCAGUUACGCAGCAGGAAGGAUAUACUUCCCCAGGAAACCACUUGCUCCUGGGAUAAAAGGCUGGUGGACGAGGCGGCGUGCAUUUGCUGAGGUCUCCUUUGGUGCAGGAAUGGAGCAGUGCUCAGUGGAUAGGGGAGCUGUGGCUUCUUCAGGCUUCGUGAGGUGACUGCAGGCAUCCUUGGGGCAGAUGUGGACUGUUUUUUCUCUCCUGCGUGCCGUGGGGAGGUGGAGAGUCAGGCAGCAAGCCGUGUGCUUCCUUCUCCCCCUCUGCCAGGGCUGGCAGAUGAGCUGCCCCUCCCUCGAGCCGUGCUUUGUGCUACAACAGUGUUGGUUCGUGACUGUCUGUAUCAACAGCAUGGACUGAAAAUACGGUGUCCUCAACUGGCUCAAGAAGAAAGGCUCUUGGUUAAUUCCCUCCAUCAAAGAGUAUCCUGUUCUACACAGGGGUCUUUAUUCUGCCCAUGACCAGGGCACAGCGCAGGGUUUGCCUCUGGCGCUAUGGGAGCACGGCCUUAACAUUUCGCAGUCAGUGCGAGGAGAUGCUAAAGUUCCAUUCAGCUGAUUUUUUUGUAAUGCGGUAUUAUGGGGCUGAGUCAGAUUUCCUGUGCUUUCCAUUCACUAAAGAGUUGCAUAUUGGCAUUAGAUGUUUUGUAGAUCUACUUAGAACAGAAAAUGGAUGUGCAUGUUUAGUAAUUGCACUUCUCUGUCUCUUAUCUCUGUGGCAAAACGUACGGAGGAUAUUAUGUGGUUUUUACCUGCUUCGGACAAUGCUUUCUGCAGCCCUGUAAUCUGCACACAGGACUCAUUAGGCUCAGAGGAAGGAAGGUAAAACCCUGCUGUAGCCUGGGCAGAAGGGCCAGGCAGGGGCAGUAGGGAAGGCUGGCAGUGUAGUGUGAGCAAAAAAGUCAAUUCUUUGAAGUUGACCUUGUGUAGCCUUGUUUAUUCAGAAUGAUUCAAGUUGUUUAAAGUCAGUGGAGCCAUGACUUGAUCCUUUCUGGCUGAUUUGGUCCCACUUCCACAGCUUCACUUCCUGAUAAUGAAUGAAGAGAUCUGUCCAAAACGUGUCGGCACGUGGGAUGCCUACUGGCUGACUGCAAGUGCUGUGUGGGGGCAGAGAAGAGGAGGAAGGGAACAGGUUUCUGUGCCUGUCCUCAAAGUCCUGCUCAGGGUCCAGAUGGGAUCUGGGUCAGGCAGCGGUGGAGAAGGGAAACUCAGGUCAAGUUUUGCUGGAAGGAUAAGCGCUGCCAUACUCCCCGCUGGCAAGCAGCAGCUGUGAUGGAUAGGUCUGAAAAGCACACUCUUUAGUCUCCUAAGGCAUCUUGUUUUCAGACAUCACCACAUUGGCAAAGUGCCUCUUCCUCUUGUUUUGCUUCACUGCCUCAGAAACUCAUAAUGCAGCCAGCAGUCUGCGGACUCAAGGGACCUCGGGAGGAACAGCAGACCCAUGCUCACACUGGUGCCACAUCCCGACGGAACAAGCUUCCUCCAAAGAAGGCAGAAGCUCUGCUGCCCUUGUGGGGUGGCCUCACCUGGGAUAAGUCCCUGAGCUGCAGGAUGGGGCUUCAGGGCUGCAAAACUUGCCUUACUUUUUAAGAAAAGCUUACAUCUCUUAUCAAGGACAGAAGCAGGUAAUCCAGAGGGCAAGUGCUAACUUUCAGUCUCCUACCAAUGUGUUGAGAACACUGUCUGGUUAAAGCAGUGUGUGCAUAACAAGUUCCCCAUCCUCAUGAAGGGAGACACAAGUGUGCUGCCUGUGGCGCAGAAGUGGCUGUGGAGGAGACGUGCCUGGAGGAGGUCCUGAGCUCUUGACAGCAGCACAAGUCAGGAUUUUUAGAUUUUCUCAAGUUCAAGUCGCUUUAGAUACACAAUCUGCACUAAUUUUGCCGGCGUCUUGAUAGCAAUACUUAUAUUUUACAAUUCAAAAUUGCACAAAAUCUUUGCUGGACCUGGAGUCAGUAAAAAAAAA